Miscanthus lutarioriparius is the source of this 339-nucleotide messenger RNA. The record is from the annotation of a GenBank genome assembly. Lineage: Eukaryota; Viridiplantae; Streptophyta; Magnoliopsida; Poales; Poaceae.
AUGGAGGCUAUCUUUGCUAAUGACAUGGCCCACAGCAAGUUUGCACUUGGGUGCAGAGGAGAGAGGAACUUCUCCGAGGAGGAGAUGCUCAUGUUAACUAACAUGUCAGAUGCUGUAAACAAUGUGGCCAAUGCUCUUAGGGAGAUUGGACCUGCCCAUGUUGAUGCCAAUCUAUACCUUGCUAUGAUGGAGAUGCCUGGCUUCAGUGAGGAGGCACUUAUUGUUGCCUACACCUUCCUCCUGGACAACAAGGCCCAAGGCAGAUGCUUUGUGAACAUGAGUGAUGCCCACAGGGCCCUUUGGCUUAGGACCUUCCUGGCCAAAAACUACUAUGUGUAG